Molecule: messenger RNA, 2177 nt
Organism: Rattus norvegicus (Norway rat)
Lineage: Eukaryota; Metazoa; Chordata; Mammalia; Rodentia; Muridae
Gene: C10h5orf58
Product: similar to human chromosome 5 open reading frame 58
Source: RefSeq, a predicted model, not a curated record
AUCAAGUGCUUGCGUUAGAAAUAUUAAGCAAGGGGAAUAUCGGCGCAGGAAACCAAUGCCACAGCACCAGGGAGAGCUGAUUCAGGGAGGCUGUCUCUAGAAACUUGAAAAUUUACAACUGGCGCACUGAGGAUUAAGAAGCCUUAGAAAAGGAAGGAGUGUCAGGGAGCUUCUAAUCCUGGAUCCCCCAAACUCGUGGACACAUCCCACUAGCGAUAUGAAGGACACUGCUGUAGGGCCCAUUGGCAUCAACAUGCAUGCACUCAUGGUGAGUUACUCUUCUUGGACUUCCUUCUGUCUUUCUGAUUCCAUUCAGAUGAAAGUCUCAGCUUGUUCUAAACAGCCCGCGACACUUUCCUGACCAAUAAGAACUCAUUUAAAAAAGACUGGGUUCUGACAUGGCAUCACGAGGCAAGCUCACAUAACAUAAAAUAUCACGCCAUUUUCAUUGCCCGUGGGUCCUUCUGUUGCCUUCUGGUCACAUUUUAUUCUACUUAUACUGGUGAUGUGCUUUUAAAAGUAAAUUUAAAAGGGGUGAGGCUUAAGAUGUGAUAGUAAUACUAGCAUACCAGGUACCGUAAUAAUAUAGGUUACAAUAGGCUGUCUUAUGUUAACAAUGACUGAAACUUAGCCCAUGCCUCUCCCAAGGAAACCCAAUGAGGAAAUGAAGGCGAAGAAGAAGAAAAGAUAACUCUUGUAGAGACGCACAGCUAGCUAGCUAGCGUCAGGACUGACUCUCAGUUCUUCUAUGUCUUUCUCAUCUAUUUAACCAAGCAUCAGACAAAUUUGACAUUGUUAAACUGAAGAUAAACAAAACACAAAGUGACCAUCAGGCUGUGUUGUGGGUUGCCGCCAGGAAGGCACUAGGUUCGAUAAGGCUCACCUGUACUGCAGGAGAGGCUUGGGGAUAUCAGAAUGCCCUUGUACGUCAUGCUGGAGACCUAAGAUCUCAGCAGGUCUGAGAUAAUAACUCAAAGCACCAUGUCAAACACUUGGGGCAAUUUCUAAGCAUGUAGUGGCAGGGAUUCCUCUUGGAAUCAAGCACAGAUGGCUUCAAUCCCAGCUUCUCCACUUGGCAAGAAACCACUGAAUCUGUCGGCUCAUCUGUAUCCUACUCAUCUGAAAAAUUUAUAAGACGGAUACCAGCAAACUGUUACAGGACAGUUAAUAUCUGUCAAACCGCUCUGAUGAAUUAUCUCACUUAGCCUUCAAAAUACUUUUCCAAGAUAUUGUUAUAGCUCCUUAAGAUGGGGAUGGGGAUUUGGUCUCAGAAGAGUUACACGGUUUAUCUAGUUUAGGCUUCAAACCAAAAUGGUCAAUCUCGAAUCAGCCCUUAACUCCACUGCACUGCACUGUGGAAAUUAAAUAACAGGUAAGGGUUAUAAAGCUGGCACCUAGGAAGUAAAAAUGUCAAGGCCUUAUUGGUACCCUCAGAAGGAGUCACUGGCAGCCUAGAAUCCACAAUUUUCCAUUGAGUCUCUUAUUUAAGACUACAAUUCCCAGAAUGCUAUGGCUGUAGAAAUCAUCCAAUCAGAAUGCUGGGGGAUAGACGGUGGCCAAUCGGGUAAUCAGAGACACUGGCCAAUCAGGAAGUAUAGCCUGGAUUUCCCGCCCUCUCUCCUCACUUAUGGUUGAGUUGGCUGACUGUUGAAAGUUUUAUCCUCACCAGGUCCGUUGACAACGCUUUUAUUUGCGGUGGUGAGUUGGAAAGGAUCUUAGAGGUUGAUCCAAAGUGUGUAUCACUCCUUAAUGUCUGGAGAAGAAAAGAAUUAUUCAUCUGCCGUGAAGGAGCAGACAUUUAAGAAUAACCAUCAUGACCACAAGCAAAAAGUGGAAGCCAUGAUUAAGAACAUUAAUACAAUUUAUUUGGAGGUGAAGAAGAUGAAAGAACUCUCCCAGAUCCUGCUCUGUGACCUCAAUCUUCAUUUUGGUCAGCCGAAGAAGAUGAAGGACCCCAAAGAGGCAGAAACAAGUCACCUAUUUGAGGACCCUGAGAUUCCAGAUGGAGCCCUUGCUUCCAUCAGUUUAUCUGAUUGAACUCACUCUCUCUCUCUCUCUCUCUCUCUCUCUCUCUCUCUCUCUCUCUCUCUCUCAUUUCUGGUUUUGUUGAAUUCAAACUCUGGAAGAACCAAGUUUAGAAUAUAAUUUUAAGCAGUAGUAAAUUAUAAGUAAGCAUA